This is a messenger RNA of Melospiza georgiana, 1117 nucleotides long. It is a transcript of the gene MAFG, whose product is annotated as MAF bZIP transcription factor G. Bases 111 to 599 code for a protein of 162 amino acids. Gene Ontology annotation, molecular function: RNA polymerase II cis-regulatory region sequence-specific DNA binding; DNA-binding transcription factor activity, RNA polymerase II-specific. The record is from RefSeq and is a predicted model, not a curated record. Gene Ontology annotation, cellular component: nucleus. Lineage: Eukaryota; Metazoa; Chordata; Aves; Passeriformes; Passerellidae. The transcript is spliced from 3 exons. Gene Ontology annotation, biological process: regulation of epidermal cell differentiation; regulation of transcription by RNA polymerase II.
GCGGCGGCUCGUGAGUCCCGGUCCCUCCCAGCGCGGCCUCCCCGCCCCGCCCGGCCCGGCCCGGCCCGGCGGCCCCGGCAGGAGAACCCAGCUGCCAAGGCUGUCGUGUUAUGACGACCCCCAACAAAGGAAACAAGGCCUUGAAGGUGAAGAGGGAGCCGGGCGAGAAUGGGACCAGCCUGACAGACGAGGAGCUGGUGACCAUGUCCGUGCGCGAGCUGAACCAGCACCUGCGGGGCCUGUCCAAGGAGGAGAUCAUCCAGCUGAAGCAGCGCCGGCGCACGCUCAAGAACCGCGGCUACGCGGCCAGCUGCAGAGUGAAGCGCGUCACCCAGAAGGAGGAACUGGAGAAGCAGAAGGCAGAGCUGCAGCAAGAAGUGGAGAAGCUGGCCUCAGAGAACGCCAGCAUGAAAAUGGAACUUGAUGCUCUCCGCUCCAAAUACGAGGCCCUGCAGAACUUCGCCAGAACCGUGGCCCGGAGCCCCGUGACCCCUGCACGGGGGCCUCUCGCCUCCAGUAUGGGGCCCCUCGUCCCUGGCAAGGUGGCUACCACCAGUGUCAUCACAAUAGUGAAAUCCAAAACGGACGCCCGGUCUUAGUGAAGCGAGCGUUGCCUGAGCUUGUCUGUGCAGGGCAGUUAGGCACAAAACCAGCCUGGAAUCCCCAAAGCACAAGCCCUCCCCACAUGGGUCCGGGUUCCUUUGACUUGGCCCAGGACUGGCCUGCUGAUCGCUCCAGUUUAUUUUGUUGUGUCCAGAUUGGUAUGAGCAGUGGUGAUGCAUCCCUUGUCCUGUGCAGACAGAGCUUCCCACCCAGCGGUCUGUAGCCCUCGGGUGCCCUGGGGACAGGCUGUGAGAUUUUGGUUUUCUACCCAAAGAAAAUCUGUGCAGCAUGCCUGAGAGAAGGGUGGAGGAGUGGCCCAAGGAAAGCUUUCUUCCUGGGGGCUGGGAACCCUUAUUUUCGGUUACUUCCAAAGGCUUUAUUCCAUGACUCUUCCAGGUGGUGCAUCUCAGUGCCUGAACCUGCUGCUUUUGUCUCCUUUGGUACCUGUAGUUACAGUUGGAGUGUUCUGUGUCCUAGGUUUUAUUCCUUUCUAGGUGUGCCUCUGUGCCCUAGC